UUUUAGCCAUUCAGUUUUCAAACAAUGGCAUUAUAUAUGUUGUGGAUCUGCUUAGAUGUCAAUGGACUUGAAAACGCUUUCCUUUCAAUUAUAUAUGGGCGACUGGCUGACUGGGAUAAAUAUAUAUAACCUAUCCUAUCUUCAUCAGCACAAGCUACGUUACCAUACCGGUUAUCAUUGCAGUGUAUGGUACAUUUGUACUGUAUAUACAGUGAUCAAAUAACACUAUUCAUUACUAUAAAAACCUUUUAUGGUGAUACAUUGUGAUGCCCAUCCAGCUAAAACUCUUGAAAAACUGAAUUACCAAAGAAUUGCUUCGGAGUUUACUGACGUGACUGUGAUAGUAGCAGGCCAGCAAUUCUCCCUCCAUAAAUCACUUCUAGCUGCUUACAGCUCCCUGUUCUGUUCUGUGUUACAAGAUGUCGCCCUCGGACAGGCAACUUCAAACAUAAAUCUGGAUGGUGUAGAAGCAGGAUUUUUCUCAAUCAUUGUCGAUUUUAUUUACACUGCAAAAUUGAAUGCCACGCCCACUAAUGUCGACCAAUUGCAAGCAACUGCUCAGUUUUUACAGAUGCAAGAGGUCAUUGACCUUUGUAAUAAGUUCAAGAAAAAUGAGCGAGAAGGUAUGGUACAGAACCAUGGUGGAAAAAUUGACAGUUUUAUAGCAAAUCAGAAACAAGAUAUUUUGCAUAGAUUUACAGAAGAGAUUGAAAAUGAGAACAAACUUUCCGAAGAAUAUACUGAAGAAACAGUCGAGGGAAACGAAAAGCCCAUGACCAGCAUGAUGGUUGAAGUCUAUCAGACUACAGAUACAGGCUCCCUUGCUGAAGAGUUUGCUGCCCAGGACAAAGAAAGAUCUCCCACUCGAUCUUCUCAGAAACAAAUUUAUAGUUUGGAAGAGAUUGAUGAUGAGGCAAAGAAAAUCAGGCGAAAAGGUCGACGUCCACAAGCUCGAAUUAACUGCGAGAUCUGCAACAAAACUUUUACAAGGCCUAAAUAUGAGGUUCAUAGGCGAUCACAUACCGGUGAGAAACCAUUUCAAUGCAAUGUCUGUGAUAAGUCAUUCGUCAGUAUCUAUAACUUGAGGAUACAUGAAAGAAUUCACACAGGAGAGAGACCAUAUCCAUGUAGUUUCUGCAGCAAGACUUUCUCUGAUCCUUCUACAAUACGCAAACAUAUGUUAUGGCACAAGGGAGUGAAAAGUAAACAUUGUGAUAUUUGUGGAAAAAGUUUUUCAACAAUGACGCAAGUUAGAGAGCAUAAGCGAUCUCACACGAAAGAAAAACCAUAUGUUUGUACAGAAUGUGGCAAGGCUUAUGGAUAUAGGUGCGAUUUGAAGAGACAUAUCAGAGAACACACAGGGGAUAUGAUUGGGCCAUGUCCAGACUGUGGGAGAUACUUCAACCAUCGUGGAAAUUUUUUGUCUCAUCUUAAAACUCAUCGAAAGAAAGCAAAUCCACCACAGCUGAAGUUGCAGGACAGUGGUUUAAUGACAUCAGAUGGAAGAAUGAUUUUAAAAGCAAAGUUAUGUGAUGACACAACGCUGCGAUCCACUGUGUUGAUGUUGCCUUCUCAAGAAAGUGGCGGCAGUAACCGUGGCAAUGAGGUCACAAUGCAUGAAACAGAAAAUCAAGCUUCUAUUCCUGAUGAUGAUCAAAAGAUCUCCCAAUCUGGUGCUGAAGGUGAAAUAGAGGUUACGAUAAACGAUGGCAAACUUUAUGUGAAGCAUUCAAAUGGAACGCAGAACAGCGCAAUCCUUGAUGGAAGUCAGAUUAUAAUAAAAGAUGAAGGACUGUCUGUUGCCACGGCAACAAACCCUUCUACCGAGUGUAACACUGCUCUAAGUGCAGACCAAGUUUUGAUGCUUGUAAGGCAUGCUCAGGGCAUUGAUAUGGGUUCCUCAUCCAUCCGAUCAGAGAAGGCUGAAAACACCAAUAGUGACAUCAUAAUGGAUGGAGGCGAAGACAAAACAUUGGUUGUUGUUUCUGAUGACAUUUAACUCGUUUAUGUGAGCCUGAAAGAUUGUGGUGCUUUCAAAAAUAGUAGCUACUCUUGACCUGACUUGUCUGCUUGUCCAAAGCCUCGUCACAAUAUAAGACUAUUCAUUUCACAAAGAUUUCUAUAAAUAUAUCAUAUAUGUCUACCAAUCUUCCAGGCAGAUAUUGAAUGUACACUGGUACAUAUAAAAAUUAUUGAAUUUGAAGGCAUUUGGCAUUUGGAAUUGUUGGCAUUUGGCAAACCAGGAUCACAGGUAAACCCUGUAUGAAAUGCAUGAAUUAUAUAUCUAUCAUGUUGGGCCAACAGCUAAAUAUAUCUUUACAUUGUUUGAUUAAUAUUGUGUCAAUUACAUUAUGAGUCAACAAACUAGUACUUGAAAAGUAUGUCAGUUGCGUAGGAUUGUUGUAUUAGUAUAGUCAUGUAACUGUGUAUAUACAGUAUAUAUACAGGUGUUUGUUUCGGUAUUAUCAUACCAUUAACUCUACCGCCAUGUGUCACUAACCAAGUGCAGCCUUCAAGUUGGAGCAAAUUUAUUUAUGGGAAUUUGCUCAAACUAAGGUCACAACACGAAAAUGAUCCUCUAGUGAAGCUAUGGGUUACCACCAAAAUGUCAAGAGUCAAUUUAUGUGAUCAUCAUUAAAUUAAAUGUAUAAAAAUGAGUGUUAUUAAUUAGGAAUGGAAUAUGCAGCGGUAUACCUAGUACUGAUUUGAGAUAGAUCUUACAUUCUAGAAUGAUACACCUCUUGGAGCUUGACUCUUUAUAUAUGUGUAUUCUAUUAUCUUCUUUUAAAAAUUAAUUUUGAAUUUGAGUUAAAUUGCAUUUGAGACAAAAUCAAUUGAUCUGACAUUUUUGCAGUGUAACUGUGAAUUUUCUUUACCAGAACAUUACAUGCAUUUAUCUGAGUAUUGGUUUUGUUAAUAAUAUAUCUACUUUGGGAGGAGAGGAGAGCCAAUAAGACAUCAAUCUAGUAGCUCCCCUCAGCGACUUGGCCUGUUAGCAGUCUUAGGUAGGUGUAGGGAAAGUCACUUCAUAAUUGGAAUAUAUCAGUCCUGCACCCUUUACACUUUCAAAGGGUUUCAUUAAGUCACGAUCAGCUUUCCUCACCCAGUUAAUGCUAAAAAAAAUAUUUUAUUUCUUAUUCAUAACAUAUUGUUUAUAUUUUAUCAAAUAUGUAGCUAGCAUACUGAAAAACUAACAUAGGAAACAUGUUUCAGUUCACACUGUCUUUAUUUUGUUGCACUUGUGAAUUUGUAUAUGAACAAAACAAGAAAUGAUUUCUAAUGAUAUACCGGUUCUUGCCUCCUGCUUGUUAGUGGCUUUCAGUAUCCUAUCUUAGAACAUAUCGUUUGUAUUGUAGCAAAGUGGUAGUCUAUUUGAUAGAAUGAAAACUGACAUAGCAUAUUCAUUCUAAAUUUCAGUCGAUAAUGAAUAAUGCCUUUUUGAAGCAAAUUUUUUUUUCAUCCACAAAAAUACACUCAUGUGAAAUGCAAUCAGAAAACUCUUUCCGGAAAGAUUUUAUGUAUGUUAAAUAUGAAUUUUUAUUCUAUGCGGAAUAUUCCGUGAUGAAAAUUCUUCAUGGGUGAAAAUUUCGGGAGAUGAAUUCCUAUUAAGUAUUUUCUUGGCGCCAAUUUUGUGUAUCUUCUUUUGUUGUUACGUAUUCUAAACCGCUUUAUUAUUUUUCAG
Molecule: messenger RNA, 3682 nt
Organism: Styela clava
Lineage: Eukaryota; Metazoa; Chordata; Ascidiacea; Stolidobranchia; Styelidae
Source: RefSeq, a predicted model, not a curated record